Corticium candelabrum is the source of this 1000-nucleotide messenger RNA. Its product is annotated as ras-like GTP-binding protein RHO. The record is from RefSeq and is a predicted model, not a curated record. Gene Ontology annotation, cellular component: cytosol. The transcript has a single exon. Bases 188 to 769 code for a protein of 193 amino acids. NCBI's taxonomy places the organism in Eukaryota, Metazoa, Porifera, Homoscleromorpha, Homosclerophorida, Plakinidae. Gene Ontology annotation, molecular function: GTPase activity; protein kinase binding; GTP binding. Gene Ontology annotation, biological process: small GTPase-mediated signal transduction.
GCGUGAGGAAAGCAGGGUGCGGUCUUUGCUAACGGCCAUCUUGAUUUCGUGUAAGUCUCGAUUGUGAGCUCCGAGACGACCCCGACGUCAACCCAACGAGGUCAUACGAAAGUGCAACGAGGACUAAGCAAAACGAGGGCGCGAUUUGAGGACAUAUCGAUCUCCAGACGGUAAAAUUCUAAACAAAAUGACCGCCGCUAUUCGCAAGAAGCUCGUCAUUGUUGGCGACGGCGCUUGUGGCAAGACGUGCCUUCUUAUCGUCUUCUCGAAGGACCAGUUUCCCGAGGUCUACGUACCGACCGUGUUUGAGAACUACGUGGCCGAUAUCGAGGUGGACAGCAAGUGCGUUGAACUUGCACUAUGGGACACGGCCGGUCAGGAAGACUACGACCGACUGAGGCCGCUCAGUUAUCCAGACACCGACGUCAUCUUGAUGUGCUUCUCAAUUGACUCACCGGACUCACUCGAGAACAUACCAGAGAAGUGGACCCCGGAGGUGAAGCAUUUCUGUCCCAACGUGCCUAUUAUUCUUGUCGGAAACAAGAAGGAUCUCCGCAAUGACGAGACGACGCGCAAGGAGUUGGCGAAGAUGAAGCAGGAGCCGGUCAAGUCGGAGGACGGACGAGCAAUGGCGGAGAAAAUCGGUGCGUAUGCUUACUUGGAAUGCUCGGCGAAAUCGAAGGAGGGCGUCAGGGAGGUGUUCGAGACGGCCACACGAGCAGCGCUCCAGGUCAAAAAGAAGAAGAAGAGCAAAUGCAUAGUUCUGUAGUAGAGAGACCGAGGCUAUUGAAACACACCCCACCCUUCACCCUCCUCUACAUUUUUGAACGGGUGUAGCGUUUUGAUUUGCUCGUGUAAACUUUUAAGAUUGGCGUUUAUUAGCACUGGGUAGUGCGGGCUGUCACUGGGACAUUGUCUUGUGUUCACUGGUCUUGUGUGUUUUAGUACGCAGAAUUGUAUUGUAUGCGGUGAAUACUAGAAAUUGGUAUCUCUAUAUCUA